UCAAUCUACUGUAGACGGCCUAGAUAUUUCAUUUAGCGUCACAGUGAAAAUAACAUUGAGGCUAUCGUACCGUCGCCCGUCGAUAUAACCAGCGUGUAGUUAGUAGAGAGGUGUUGCGGCUGUCGGCUGCAUCUCUUGUUGUUUAUUAUCAUUUGUGCCACGAAAAUGCUCGCAGAGAUUUCGCACGGUCACGUGUUCGACUGAAAAGAAGACUUCGAUCAAACCCCGAAAGUAGUUGGACUACUGUGCAGGCGGGAACGGCAAGUUGCCGGCACCAUGUCCGAAACACACCCUCCGCCGUCGGAUGCUCCCGACUGGGGCGAAUCGGCGAACACCGGCACAAACUCUGACGCAGCUCCGCAGUCUGGUGUCGAAGACGGCACUAAAGAUGACUCGGCGCCGAUGGAAACAGUGGCUCUAGAGACAACAGACAUCUACUCGGAGGACUCCGAUCCAGGUAAGGAGGCAGACCUGAAGCGGUACUUCAGCAACACGCCAACAGAUGUGGCCGCCUGCUCCUUUUUCGAUUCGCUGGCCGUGAGCACGUCGCCCAUGAUGAAGAGCGUCUCGGAAGUGAACAUGGCGCAGAAGGCAGGCACAGCCCUGGAGGACGUAGUUCCAGAAGCACCGCUCAUUACUGAGAAGCCGCCAGAGGACUCUUCCGUGUACUUCUCUCUCGGCGACAGCUCCAUUCAAGGACACGAGAUUGCCGUCAUUGCGCAGGAAGCCGUUGAAGGCCCAACGCCCUCUUACUCGAUGCCCGCACAAGAGCCUGUUGCCGUGGAGUCGCCCGAGAACCGAAAUGCCUCGCGGGGUGUCAGCGAAGAAGGGCCAUCGUUGAGCAAGUUCUUCUCGAGCGACUGCAGUGGUGGUGAUCAGGAGGGAAAGGCGUUCUUCGACGUCCUCGCUGCUGGCAUAGCUGGCGUCGAACUGUCUGGAAGGUCGUCGGGCAGUGCGAGCCCCAUUUCACUUGUACAGGAGCCCUGCCUGAUGACAGAGCCCGUGGAGGACGGUGACAUCUGCGCUUAUGACAGCUGGCUGCCGUCAGCUGCGACGAGAGACUUCCUGACCCGACUUGCGACAUCCGAACCUGGCACUGUCUUCCCGGAGCGCGAACACCUCACCAUGCCUGGUGUCAUUAUCGAUGAGCCCCAGGUGGACACCGUUCGAUCAUUGCUUCAGGAGCACAUUAUCGACGAGGCCAGUGCUCGGCGAACACUGACUGUUGAUGACGUGCCGCAGAGUGAAGAUGGACUGAAGCAGCUUAUUGGGGCACAGUGCCACAAUGCGGCCAUCAACCUGACAACCAGGCUACUGACCAGCAUUGGCCAAGGAGUCGGAGCUGGAGGUCAUCCGUCUAGGCACAGCCCUUACUCCCUCCAGCUGUGGUACACGCGGCUGGCGCUCUUUGUGAAACAACGCAAGUUUGCCUACGCGGAGGUUGAGGGUGAUGCCUUUGGGGACCUGGACAAACCAGACCUGUUCUACGAAUUCUAUCCAGAUACCUACCCGGAUAAGCGAGGUUCGAUGGUGCCAUUCGCCAUGCGCCUGCUGCUGGCUGAGCUUCCGCAGUUUCAGGGAAACCACUGCACGGCUCUCAAUUCCCUCUACAAACUCCUCAACGUUGUGCACAGGAUUCUUGGAAAUUUGACGAAUGGCAUAUCUGAAGAUGGCAGCCUGCUGGACAUGAGUGAACAGUUGAGACAAGCAUCCAUGAAGUUGUGGGAAGACCGUGAGUGCCGAAUCUACUUUGCCAUCCUCAACUGUGUCCUCAACCAGAAGGACUACAUAGUAGCCAUCAAAGUGGCCAGGAUCCUGCUUGAGAAGAACAGUGGACGCAAAGCACAGCUGCAUUCAGCCCUCGGAAGGAUAUACCUCCAGCUUGGGGAUGUGGAAACAGCGCAGAGCCACUUCCACAAAGCUGAGGCCCUGUACCACGGCAUGGCUUUGGAGGGGAGACUCGAAAUUCUCAUUAACAAAGGUACAAUGGCCCUGGCUCUGAACCGCUAUGCAGAGGCAUAUCACUUUUAUGAGGAAGCCAGCAAGCUGCAGCCAAAGAAUCCCCUGUUCAUCAACAACAUGGCGGUCUGCCUUCUCUACCUUGGCCGGCUAAGCGAGUCAGUCCACCUGCUAGAGUCGACGAUGCACGGUGACCCCGCGCUCUGCUUGCACGAGGGCUACCUCUUCAACGUGUGCACUCUGUACGAGCUGCAGUCCUCCGAGGCAGUCGCCAAGAAGCGCAACAUGUUGAGGCUCGUCGCCAAGCACGCGGGCGACGGCUUCAACGUGGCCUCGCUCAAGCUUCAGCCGGCCAAGACGUGACGCUGACUGGGCAGCACGCUGUUGUAGGGAGUCUCGCCAUUUGACAGGCGAUGCGUUGACGACAGCGGACAUUCGAGUCUCCUGCAGACUUGCGUAAAGUGCUGUUUGCGUCCCCUCGUUAUGUGUGGUUGAUGGUGCACAUCCUGAUGCACGAAAGCGUUGCCUGUCGGGCUGAUAUGGCGCGUCAGCCAGUUUCAAAUACUAGUUAGACCGUAUGGGAGCGUUGUGAUAGACGUCAAGGAAGUAGAAUUGCAGACAACACAGGGACAAAAAGUAAAAAGCACACAGAAGCUAUAGAUAAAAGUUGGCAAGUGCAGUAAAAGACGCAGCAGUGCAUUAGGCGUGCAUUCACUUGUUUUGUCAAUGUCAUCUAUUGCACAUUCUUCUCUGUGCCUUGCCAAAAAUGCCGGACCUCUAAGUUCUUCAAACUGCACAAAGAUGGCACAGUCUCUUCAAACCCUUUUUUUUUUGUCAUUUACAGCACCAUUUUUUAAGGAGGAAUGUGAACCCCCAUCACUCAACUUUCAGCUUCAGUGAAAGAGUCAAGGCUAAUGUGCAUGUCAGUUUUCUGUGGACUUGUGUUAUGUAUGACAUGUAUGAGCACUAAUGUUGACUCAUUCUCUGCACUUGACCAUUUUGUGUACUGAUGUUGGAAAGCAUUGGCUGCCAGUCUGAUACGGCAUGUCAAAAAUAUUUAAAGUAAUUGAUGAAGUUCAAGUAUCGUCUCGAACCUCAAGUUAGGUUCAAUCAUUCAGCUUGGUGCCGUGUUUGGCUACUUGUACAUUGGCUCAACUUGUACAUUGGCUGUCAGUUUAACACGGCAUGACAUGCAAUGUGAAAUAAUUAGUCAUAGUAGUCAAUGUCUGAGGGCAAGUCUGCCACAAGCCUGCUUGCUUCAAUUUGUGGUAUAUACUAAGCCAAUAUCUUAUUUGAAUUCAGUUUAAACGCUCAUGAUAUGGGGCACAAUUACUUGUUGCUUGACAUGGUGUAUCAUCUAGUUAUAGCUAAUCAGGUGUACAAAAUAUUGUUAAUGAUUUGAGGAUUGAGUCAUAUUAUUAGUAUGAACUACAAUCAGAAGCACAUGUUCACAUUUAAUGUAAAUUGUAUUCUACGACACAUAGCCUGCAGAAGUAGACUUACGGUAGACACAUUUCUGCUGGUGAAUUUCCUCUUUGCUUCAAAAUCGUGUGCGAUCAUUCUUGUCUGGUAGCAUUAGUAACUAUUACAAGGACUAUAAGUAUAAGUAUUACAUGCACCAUGCAAACAUGAGUGAAAUGUACAUGUUCAGUCUGUGUUCUUUUUCCAGCAGUAUGACAGUCCACGUGUUACAUUGUAAAUGUCCCAUGAGAUAUGACAGCGUCAUGUAGCAAGUCAGUGGUUGUAUUUUGACGAGCACGCAUCUGCGUGCUUAUUCAAAAAUGCUCUUGCAUCGAGUUUUGGUCUUGUGUUUUACUAUGCAAAUUUUAUUCAUAAUCCACCUAAUCCUGCACUAUAUGAACUCCCUGCUCUAAUAAAGCAUAUAAUCAGAUUAACUAGCAAUGUUAUCAAUGCUAGCAGAAACAUUAAUUUGUGCAGUACCUUCUUUAUGCAGGUACAAUAUGCCCGAGUCAGUUUCUAGCAUGGAACAUCUAAGAACUUUCUCUAUCGUGGUUUUACCAUAAAUAAUGCAUUGGUUGAAAGUGUUCAACUAGGAAUAUCUUACAAAAUGUUUUGAACUUGUUCAUAUAUGGAAGUUUCUUUUAAGGUGAAAGUGUCAGUGAACAGUGGUUUAUAAUAUGAUGAUAGGUGAACAGCGCUGCUUUAAUCUUUACUGUAUCAUCAUGAACUGCUUUGGUUACUUCAUUGCCAUGGCAAUGCACUGUAUAUGUGUGUAAAUAGAAAACACAACAAAUAGGUAUAUGUUCGUGGACCACGGGUGACUAAAAUGUGGUUGCUGGAAUGGAAUUAAAUGUGAAGUUAUGUUCAAAAAUGCU
Messenger RNA from Dermacentor silvarum, 4295 nucleotides. Its product is annotated as trafficking protein particle complex subunit 12. Lineage: Eukaryota; Metazoa; Arthropoda; Arachnida; Ixodida; Ixodidae. Gene Ontology annotation, molecular function: protein binding. The record is from RefSeq and is a predicted model, not a curated record. The transcript has 14 exons. Bases 277 to 2322 code for a protein of 681 amino acids. Gene Ontology annotation, cellular component: TRAPP complex; Golgi apparatus.